UAUCAGGUUAAUGAUAAAAUUUUAUUGGUGAUUGUUGCCAGACAGCACCAAAAUGAAUCGUUUGUAUAAAUUUAUAUAUACGCUUUUUCAAAUUUCUGUUGUUUGUGGCUUACUCCACGAGACGCCGAACAACUUCACUGCAAGAUUUCUCCGAUCAUCUGAUACAGGAUGCCUUCUUCCGCCACAUCCGAAAAAUGGUAAAUGGUUGGUUCGGGAUGAACUUAAAUGGUCACCUGAUAUGACAUUACCUAAUGGUGGAUUUAUAGAAGUAGUUUGCGACGACCAUUACACACUUGAAGGAAAUGAAAAUUUCUCUAACUGUAUGAAUGGGACAUGGUACAACGAAAUUACACAGUGCUGGAAAAAAUGUCCCUAUCUCCAAAAGACUCGUCAUUUAAACAUCACAUGCCAUAACAAAAAAGGAAAAGAAAUACGGUGUUCUGAAGCUGCUGAUGGAACAAAAGCAGAAUUUCAGUGUGACAAUUUCUACAAGUUAGAGACAAGUAAAAACAUGGAAAACGUUAAUAAAAUGUUUUGUUCUGAUGGCACAUGGGAGGAUGAGGUUCCAGAGUGUAUUCUAGAUUGCGGCUUAAAUAAAUAUAAUGACCCCGCAAUGGUGAUAAAUGGAACUGAUGCAAAGAAAUGGGCUUAUCCUUGGCAGGUCGCUAUUUAUGAUAAAAACACGAAAGAUCUCAUUUGUGGUGGAUCACUAUUAAGUGAAAACGUUGUUUUAACAGCUGCUCAUUGCGUGUUAAUAAGUGACUAUAGUCUAAAGGAUGAUAUCAUACUUGUUGUUGGUAAUUAUUAUUCGAAAUAUAAACAUUCUGAAGAUAAAUCUGCUCAGGAUGUUAACUCCAUAAAAGAAAUUUUCGUCCCUAAGCGUUAUCGAGGCAGAGACCAAAACUACAAAAAUGAUAUUGCGAUUGUAGUUACCAGAGAAAAGUUUGUAAUAACUGACAACGUUCGUCCUAUUUGCAUCGACUUGGAUUCUAGGUAUUUGGCAAACGCCAUAAAAAAGUCCAUGAACGGUUACGUAACCGGUUGGGGUUUCACUGAAGAAGAUGGCAAACCUGCAACUGUGCUACAAGAAUUACGAGUACAACCAGUCGAUUACAGUUCAUGUUUAAAUACUUUAUCGUUCGAUUUCAAGAAAUUUUUAUCCAGAGAUAAACUAUGUGCUGGACAUUUGAAUAAAAGUAUGGCGGUCUGUAAAGGAGACAGCGGUGGUGGUUUGUUCUUCAAAGAUAAUGGCAUUUUUUACGUCAGUGGGAUUGUUAGUGUUGCACCAGCAUCGCUAAGAGCUCCUACAGACAGUUGCGACAGUCAACAGUAUAGUCUUUAUACCAAUAUUUCUUAUCAUAGUAAAUUUAUUGCUGAAAAACUUAUUAGUGUAAAAGACAGCACUCCAGAGUUAGAAAAAUGUGUUUUACCUAAACAUCCUGACUUGGGUUACUGGUCAGCAAAUAGCACUUUCGAAGAUGACGAACUUUCACCAGGACACUCAGUCAAAUCUGGAACAUUAUUAAAAAUAACUUGUCGUGGAUGGUAUGUUCUGAAGGGUUCAAAAUAUAUUAUUUGCCAAAAUGGUUCUUGGGAUUCUACUCUAGGAAAAUGUUUAGAAACUUGCCCCCGUGUUCGCAACACUACAAGUAUGAAAGUUAAGUACACCUACCCAGAUGAUUUGACUUCUAACGAUGAUUAUAACACUGUGGUUGAUGGAACCCUGGCACAGUUUGAGUGUUCUCCAUUCUAUGAAGACUUUUCCUUGAAGAAAAAUCCUUUUCGUAUUUGUGUGAAUGGUAAGUGGGAUCUGCCACUACCGGAAUGUUAUCCAGUCUGCGGAAUAUCAGAUGAAAUUUUGAACAAACCAAAAUCAUUCCCGUGGCACGUUGCAAUUUAUACCAGUAUCGAAAAAAAAUUAAUUUGUAGUGGAUCUCUUAUUAACGAAAGAGUUGUAGUAACAGCUGCCUCCUGUGUUAGGGAUGACUUACAUAACUUAAAGCCCAAAGAUAGUUUUAUAGUAACUGUUGGUGGACGAUACCGACCUUUUAAUGAUUUUCGUGAUUCUGAACAUAUUCAGAUUUCAGAAAUUACUUCUAUUAGACUUGAAUCAAAUGACAUCUAUGGUAAUUCGCACGUAGCUGUUAUAGUUACAAAGAAAACCCUUACCCUCGCAAACGAAGUUCUUCCUGUUUGUUUAGACAAACCUAUGGUGACUGAUGGACUUUCAAACAACAAACAUCUCUAUAUAAGCGGAUGGAGAUACAAUAUUGAAAAUACCAAACAUCCCGAUCUAUUCAAAACAAUCGAAAUUCCAGAAGAUUCUAUAACAAGUUAUGAAAAACUAAUUGAAUAUAAUAACUGCAGCAUCUCUUUAUUUAAGAAUAAAAUAUGCACCGGAUAUGUUGACAACAAUUCUACGAUUUGGUACGAUAACAAUGGUGCUGGAUUGGUAACUCAACUUGGACAAAGAUAUUAUUUAGGUGGAAUCCAGACGUUUCAAAACUUUUCUAAAUCAGUAGAGGCUUGUGAUAUACAAGAAUGUGGUAUUUACACAAAAAUGUCGCCUUAUCUGCUAACCUUCAUUUUAAAAAAUGAAGCGGAAUUUAGACCACCUUGGCGAAGCUGAAACUUUAUUAAUUACAAACUUGGAAUAAAAAGGCGUACAUUGGACUAUGAUUAAUAAAAUAUAUAAAAUCAUUGUUUU
Zophobas morio is the source of this 2707-nucleotide messenger RNA. RefSeq lists its product as uncharacterized. Gene Ontology annotation, biological process: proteolysis. NCBI's taxonomy places the organism in Eukaryota, Metazoa, Arthropoda, Insecta, Coleoptera, Tenebrionidae. The record is from RefSeq and is a predicted model, not a curated record. Gene Ontology annotation, molecular function: serine-type endopeptidase activity. The transcript is spliced from 16 exons. Bases 53 to 2629 code for a protein of 858 amino acids.